This is a messenger RNA of Lecanosticta acicola, 1179 nucleotides long. The record is from the annotation of a GenBank genome assembly. Lineage: Eukaryota; Fungi; Ascomycota; Dothideomycetes; Mycosphaerellales; Mycosphaerellaceae.
AUGGGCAACGAAGAAAGCAGUCCGAUCGACGAUUCUACUCCUCCCAGGACUCUAGCCGGAAGGAGCAUCGAAGCCGUAGCAGAAUACAUCAAAUCCGGGAAAUGCAAACAGAUCGUCGUCAUGACUGGUGCCGGCAUCAGCACAUCUGCAGGCAUCCCGGAUUUCCGAUCUCCUGAGACAGGACUCUAUGCCAACCUGGCAAGACUCAAUCUGCCCUACGCCGAGGCCGUGUUCGAUAUCUCAUACUUCAGAGAGCACCCAGAGCCCUUCUACACGCUGGCUCAUGAAUUGUACCCGGGGAAAUUUCGCCCCACGAUAACGCAUUCUUUCAUCCGCUUGCUGCACGACAAAGGCCUGCUGCUCAAACUCUUCACGCAGAAUAUCGACUGCCUGGAACGCGAAGCCGGCGUCCCAGGCGACAAGAUCGUCGAAGCCCACGGUUCUUUCGCGAAGCAGAGCUGCAUCGAAUGCAAAACAUACUUCCCCGACGAUGAAAUCCGACAACAUGUGCACGACAAGACGAUCCCUCUCUGUCAUCGGUGCAAUGGUCUGGUGAAGCCCGAUAUCGUCUUCUUCGGCGAGCAGCUGCCUUCGGAGUUCUUCGAAAACCGCACGCUACCGAGCCAGGCGGAUCUCGCCAUUGUCAUUGGAACGAGCUUGACCGUCCAGCCGUUCGCGAGUCUCCCCACGAUGGUACGGGAAGACACGCCCCGGAUUCUCCUGAACAAGGAACGCGUCGGAGGUCUCGGCUCUCGCCCAGACGAUGUCUUGAUCCUAGGCGACUGUGAUGACGGAGUGCGAAAGCUCGCAGAGGCACUCGGAUGGUCGGGUGCUUUGGAGAAGGUAUGGGCGCAGACCGCGAAGGAAGAAUGGAAAGAACCGGGGUGGGAGAAACCUGUACCGGAGCCUGUAGCGCAGAAGACGAGGGACGAGGGGCUCGAGGAUGAAGUGGAGAAGUUGACCAAGGAAGUCGAUGAGACGCUGAAUCUGUCCAAGUGGCACGAGAGCAAGGCACGAAGUGACACGAUGCCGAGGCCCACGAAGGAGGAGCCCAAAGCUACGAAGGAGGAAGCAGGUAACCUAAACCACGUCUUCGUCGGUGGACCCCGGGUGGACAGUUUCACACCUGCCGCAGGCUCGAAGUCAGAUGGCGGCGACAAGGACAAUUCGAAGCUGUGA